AUGGAGGGCAAUAAGAGUAAGGAAGUUGAAUGUGCAGAUUCCAGGGACUUUUCCUUUAGAAUAAACAACUUGGACAUGGAUAAUCCAGAGCAUGUUGUGUGGGCAUACAAGAACAUUCAGCGGGUGUAUAGCCAUUCGGCUCCGGACUUCAACAAGAUGAUCAAGAUGAUGAUGGAGCACAGACCACUGGACUUUAACACGGGUCUAGUUGUGUUGGAAGAAGUUGCGAACAUUCUACAGAGCUGUUUUGUUGAAGAGAAAAAGGAUGAGGAGAUAAGCUUUGUUGCCAGCAGAUGCGGGCUUGCCAUUGGGGACAGAACGGACGCGCCUGAGAUGCAAUGCGUAGACUACCUCUAUAGACUUGUUAUCCCAUUUGCCAGGACUUGCACAAAGCAGGUAGUUGAUAUUGUGGCCUUUCUGUUUACCAGAACAACUGUAGCCGAGUUUGACGAACUAUUUGAGAUAUUUGGCAAGAAAAAAGACUUUCUUGUCGAGCUGUAUCUCCUAAAAGUUAAGCUGAUGAGGGAAAGAAGCUCCAACUAUAGGUGCAGAAGAUGCAGAAACGUUAAUGAAAUGAAUUGCCUGUCUAUGGAAGAGUGUAUCAAAAACAUGAAAAUAUCUCUGGUUGGCAAAAGUAAGGAAGAGGCGGACCAGGAGAAGAAGACGGACUUCUAUUCAAUAGAUGAUGCCACUCAGAAUAGAAAGGAAAAGUGUAGCGGUGCAGAGGAAGCAGCAGAGGACCUUGCCCUUAGCCAGGACAGGCCGUUCUUCGAGCCCAAUGCCGAGUCUGACUCGUCGGCAAGCACCAAAUGCUCGGACACAUCCGACGAAAAAAAUAAGUUAAAUGGAUCCAGUCCCAACCACAAGUUCCAUCAAGUGUCUAAUGAGCCCUCGUGCCCUAAUUUGAUCUGUAUGUGUGGAGCAGCUGGGCAAGUGGGGACUACGUGUUUGUGUGCCUCUUACGAGACUUCUGAUGAGAUCCACUGCCUAGGCGAGGCCAAAAAACAUCUGAUGGACAUCGAGUCUAUUUCUCCAAGGUUCUUUCUCGAGAAUGUUGCCCUAUAUCUCAGCCUAUCAUUCGACGAAGAACUUCUGAAUUUGUUUAGAAAGUACACGAACACAGAAUAUCAGGCGGUUUGUGCCUCUCAUGUGUUUAAACUAAGGACAGUAGACUCUGGAACCAUAGAGGCAAUGGUCGAGGAAAUGAGAAAUGCAAAAAGAGAAAUGCUAAAGUCUGAUUUCCUACCCAUCACAAGCACAACCUUUGGUCUGUAUAUCGGGUGGUGCAUGGACACCUUCGGAUCAAUAUCAAUUUCCUCUGUCAGCGAUUAUUCAGAUAUAAGCAGGCUAUACAUAAGAUUCCUUAGAGCCUUCCGGCACAAGAAAAUGUUCCUUAUUCUUGCGGAAAUAUGCGGAUGUAGGAUAGAAAGAGUCUCUGCCGUAGCCUGUGCAUACAUCGCCGAUAACCUGGAGGAGAUCGUCGAAAUCUUUCUGAAUUUAUUUGAUAACACGGAGGCCGACCCCAGGCUAAGCAAAGACGAAGAAAAGGUGCUUAAUACAUUGCUGAAUGACGAAAAGAUAUUUAAGGACGUCUGCCGACUCGAUGCUCCAGGCUUCUGUAUAAAACAGGAACUAGAAAAAAUUGUUCUUGAGGUGUGCAGGCGCCACAGAAAAGCCUUUCUUCCUCAGAUCAAAAUCCUGCACCGCUUUUUAGAUAGCGAAUUCAGAUUGAAGGUCAUCGGGAUCCUGUGUACUGACUAUGCUAAUGACUGGAGAUACCGAAGGGCACUGCUUCAUUCAUACAGGGAGAACCCCUGUUUUUUCAAAGGUGUUUUGAAUCUCACCAGCUUUACUAAGGAUCCUGUAUUCAUAGUUAGAAGAACUGCGCUAGACAUAAAAGAGGAGCUUGGCUCGGAGAUCAUAGAGGGUGCCUGA
Encephalitozoon cuniculi GB-M1 is the source of this 1935-nucleotide messenger RNA. RefSeq lists its product as uncharacterized. The record is from RefSeq and is marked provisional. The coding region runs from base 1 to 1935 and encodes 644 amino acids. Lineage: Eukaryota; Fungi; Microsporidia; Unikaryonidae. The transcript has a single exon.